AUGACGGUAAAAUUAGACACAGAGAAAGUUUGGAUAGACGGCUGCUUUGACUUCACGCAUCACGGGCAUGCAGGGGCUAUCCUGCAGGCUCGUCGAACAGUUUCGAAGGAAAAUGGUAAACUUUUUUGUGGUGUGCAUACUGAUGAAGAUAUUCAACAUAAUAAGGGAUCGCCAGUGAUGAAUUCCUUAGAAAGAUAUGAGCACACCAGAUCAAAUAGGUGGUGUUCCGAAGUGGUUGAAGCUGCACCGUACGUUACAGAUCCCGCUUGGAUGGAUAGGUAUCAAUGCCGAUAUGUUGUUCAUGGUGAUGACAUCACCCUAGAUGCUAACGGAGAAGAUUGCUAUAAACUAGUGAAAGAGAUGAGACGCUUCAAAGUUGUUAAAAGAACCCACGGUGUGAGUACGACUGAGAUUAUACACAGAAUAUUAACAAAAAAGUCGUUGCCGCCAUCCCAUCCUGAUUACUAUCCUAGUAUUCGAGAGUUAAGUUUCUAUUCAGUUGGUGAAGAUGCGGUUUCAAAAUACUGUUACGUUUUUCAAAGAGGCCUAGGUAACGUCUUGGUAAAUGGCGGAUAUGAUUUCAAUGUAGAAGAUUGUGCUUAUGUUGAUGGGGACUUUGAUUUGUUCCACAUGGGGGAUAUUGAUCAGUUAAGAAAAUUGAAACUGGAUCUUCACCCUGAUAAGGUAUUGGUCGUUGGCAUCACCACAAGCGAUUACUCAAGUACUAUCAUGACGAUGAAGGAACGUGCCCUUAGUGUUCUAAGUUGUAGAUAUGUUGAUGCCGUUGUCAUUGAUGCUGACUCUGACACAUUAGCUCAGUAUAACUGGGAAAAAUAUCAUAUUGGCACGGCUGUUCUCAAGGCAGGCGGGAAGUUUAGCGAAUACUUAACUAAAGACGUCAUCGUCAAAAGAGUAGAAUCUCAAAGGGAGUUGUACAUUGCGAGGAACCAAAAGAAAGGAAUGACCAUCUGA
Messenger RNA from Saccharomyces kudriavzevii IFO 1802, 972 nucleotides. It is a transcript of the gene ECT1, whose product is annotated as ethanolamine-phosphate cytidylyltransferase. The record is from RefSeq and is a predicted model, not a curated record. Gene Ontology annotation, biological process: phosphatidylethanolamine biosynthetic process. Gene Ontology annotation, molecular function: ethanolamine-phosphate cytidylyltransferase activity. Bases 1 to 972 code for a protein of 323 amino acids. The transcript has a single exon. Gene Ontology annotation, cellular component: cytoplasm. NCBI's taxonomy places the organism in Eukaryota, Fungi, Ascomycota, Saccharomycetes, Saccharomycetales, Saccharomycetaceae.